This is a messenger RNA of Dermatophagoides farinae (American house dust mite), 6190 nucleotides long. RefSeq lists its product as uncharacterized. Lineage: Eukaryota; Metazoa; Arthropoda; Arachnida; Sarcoptiformes; Pyroglyphidae. Gene Ontology annotation, molecular function: calcium ion binding. The record is from RefSeq and is a predicted model, not a curated record.
AGUGCCUUACUACUAUUACAAUCAUCGAUAUUCUUAUUCUUCACAUUAAUUAUUCCAUUGCUGUGUUAUGCACAAGAAUCAGACUUUGCAUUAAGACCUUUUUCGGCUAGUCUUCAACAUCCAAAUCAUCAUAAUCAUCAUCAUACAAACAGUAGGCGUCAGGAUGGUUUUAUGGCACCCAUUGGCACAGCUGAUGGCGGUAUUGGUAUACAUCCACCUCCUAUUGUUAGACAUCAUCCACAUCAUCAAUCAACAUUAACAUCCACAUCAAUAUCUGGCGCAUCAUCAUUAUAUGAUGAACCUGAUUUUGGUAUACUAACGGCACCGGUUCCACGUGGAUCCGGUAGUAACCCAAGGCCAUCAUUUCAACGGAUACGAUUAACGAAUCCCAAUUCAGCACAAAGUCAAAAGCCACCACCAUCAUUAUCAUCGAUUUCGUUGUCGAUGCCUCAACAACAUACGUCCAGACAGAUUCAUCCACCAAAACAAACUAUAGGUUCACCAUUUGUAUUACCGGAUGAAUUCGUUCCAGUAACAUUGACCGAAUCACCGGCGCCAAAUUUUCAUCGUUUAGUUGGACUGCCAUCCACAUCCGGCAGAAUUCCACAAAGUCCUGCACCAUUACCCCCGCCGCCACCACCACCACAACCAGUGCCUAUAUCUAUACCUUCUUCACAGCCACAACGUCAAUCAUUUAGAAGAAUCAAACCACCAACACAUGGUAAUUGGAGAGGUAGUAAACCAAAAACGCCAACAACAAUCCAACCACCACCACCACCACCACCGCCGCCGGUCAUUUCAAUCGAACCGAGUCAAGUACGACCGAAUGCCGGUAGAGUGCCCAUAUCAUCAAACAUUCCCAUCAUAGCGGCUAGUGAUAAAUUAAUUGGACGUGGUCCAAUCACCGGUGCACAGGAUGAUGAUCUUUCACAUAAACCAAAUGCAUUGGACAAUGAAGAUCAUGAUUCAGGAAUCAAUAUUGAUCAUGAUCGUAGUAGUUCUUUCUAUGGAAAUCGAGUAUCACCACCAUCAAAUACAAAUGAUGACAAUGGAAUUUUGGUCAUUGAAAGUUUAUCACGAAAUUCAAACCUAUUUGAACCAAUUCGUACACGUACCGCGUUGAAUUUCGGUCCACAGUCGACUCCAACCAUAUCGACUGCUGUGGUACCAACGCCCACAAUACCGUUGACAUAUUACACAACAUAUACCUAUUAUACAACUGUUGUUCGUGGUCCACAUACAGCCAUGUUGAGCCGUGAACAGGUGUCAUCCUCGACACAAUUGAAACCAAUCGAUCGUAAUAUUGUGACAGCAAUCGAAUUUAGUGAUGGUUACAUUCAACCAACAUCACCAACAAAAAUAUUACUAGGCACCAAAACAAAAGGUGCAACAACAACAAUCUAUAAUGUUGCAAGCCGAAUACAAGUAUUCAAUGAUGAUCUUUAUAAAGUCAUUUUUGCUACCAAUUCAAAAAUGAUACCACGACCAUCACCCACAUCGUUAGCAGCAGCAGUUUCGGGGCCGGUAUCAAGUCAUCGUAUAACGCCUACACGUGUACAAAUUACACCAAUAUUAUUGGAAUCGACGAAAAUAAUGACCAGACAUCCACCGAUUCAAAACAAUAAACCGGUUACAGUACGUUUGGAACAAUUACAAAAACAAGUGAAAAAACAACUUUCAUUACUAACCUAUUACUAUACGCUGAUUGAUGGAACACAAACACAAUACAGUACAAGAGUGGAGGAAAGUUCGACAAAUUAUAAUGGUGAUCUACAAACAUUAUUACCAUCAAUGGCGCCAACAAUUGAUUCGUAUGGCCUAUUGAAAAUAAUUCAACCAAAUUCAAUUGUUCCACUUGGAUCACGUGCAAAUGGUGGAUCGACCACGAUCGUUAAUCUUGCCUUGAACAAUUACAUUCAAUUUAGUCGUAUCAAAGAUGCACAGGUCGAUAUUGUACCGACGUCUUCGUUGUCACCGAGUUCACGUAUACAGGCAACACGUUUGUCAACAAUAUCCAGUUCGAUGGAACCAGAAGAACCGGAAACGCUCCGAGAAACAGCCAAACUUGGUAGUACAAACAUUUAUUUGGAUACGAGUAUACCGACACCAUCAUUGUCGUUGUCAUCGACACCGACCAUUAUUGAACCAAACGAAUCAACGUCUACGACUAGUACGAGAAGUCGAACACCAAGUUCACCAAGAAGACCCGGUAUACGAAUUAAACUUAAACCAAGUCGAUCGAAAAUUGUUAAUCAAAUUUCACGAUUACCAAGCACUGUUGAAACAUCCGAACAGAUACAACCAACAGAAGAUUCCACCACUUUAUACAACAACAACAUGUUGACACCGACAAUCGUGGAUCAAACACCGGUAUUGAGUACUACAGUGGAUUCAUCGAAUGAAGAGGAUUCACCAACAUCAUCAUCACGCAAAAAGGUUGCAUUUACAUUACGGCGACCAGGAUCAUCUGGUGGUGUAAAUAGAUUCUUCUCUCGUCGUCCAUCCACAAAUCUAUUUAAUCAACCAAGUAGUAGUACUCGUUUUACAUCACCUGAUAUUACAAACAUUCAGCCAUCAUUAGCUUCAUCAAUCAUGUCUUCACUGAUUGAAUCGACAAUGUCAAUUUAUCCACCGGAAGUUUCAUCAUCACCAGCAUCCAUUGUUUCAUCAACACCAUCAUUACCGAAUCAAAUUGAUUCAUCAUCAUCGUUGGAUAAUUGGUCUGCCAUUUUUGUACAGCCAUCACCAUCACCAUCACCUGUUUGGCAGCCAUCAUCAUCACAAUCAUCAUUGUCUCCAACACCAGCAAGUCGAAUCAAUAAAAGUCGUCUAGUUGUUUUGACACGUUUGGCCGGAGCAGUGAAUAAAUGGUCACCAAUGUAUAAUAAUCGUAUAAGAGUUAGUAGUCGACGAUUAAUUAAAUCAUCACAUCCAUUAACAUCAAUGAUGACUGAGUCAUCGUCGAUGGAACCAGCAUCACAUGAAACGGUAGUGUAUGAAACAACGACACGUACCGUUCCAUUUAAUUUAGGACCUACUGCUACAUACAUUAUUGAAGAAGUAACCAAUACAAGAGUUGUUGAUUCAAUGGAAGAUACUUUAACACCAUCGAUUGAAGAUAUAACACGAAUUGUGCCACAAGAUAGUAGUGAUUCGACGAUUCUAUCGUCACCAACGCCAGAAUUGUCAAUCACACAAUCAUUAUCAUCGAAUAAGCCAUCAAUAGCACGAACAUAUGUUGUUGUUGAAACAAGUGAUAUAUUGACCACUUCGACAUUAUAUUCGACAUACACUUAUUUUGCAACAUUAUUCAAUGGAACCCAAACAAGUAUCACACCAUUGGAAGAGAUUAAAACUGAAUAUCUAACAUUGAGAGAACCAAUUUUGAUAACGAAAACAAUCGUACCGACAGCACAAUUUACACCAACAAAUGCUGUUGUGCUACCAAGUCAAACACCAUCGUCAUCAUCAUCAGAAGCCAGUACUAUUUCAAUCGGUUCCUCGAUUAGCGAUAGUUCAGAUGAUCAUGAUAAUAAUUUCAAUGACAUUACUCGUUUGGUUACGGAAACCUAUUCUACACAGACAACAUUAACUCAUUUCAUUACAUUAUUUAGUGGAUCACAUACAAUAUUAUCAUCAAUCGAAGAGAUUAGUCCAACAGUAAUGACACGAACAAGAUACGUUACACCAUAUACAUUGUUAUCAAGUAACAUAAAUAGUCAACAUGUUAAUGUUAUGAUCAAUUCGAAUACAAUGGCCACAACAUCAUCCUCAUCUUAUCAUAAUCUACCAAGUUUAACAACAGAAUACAAUGACGAUACAACCACAACAACAACAACAACAAGCAAUGAUUUAAUGAUUACAGACAAUCUACCUACUGAUCGGCCAUCACCUAGCCAACCAUUGACUACUCCCGGAUCGAUUUCAUAUGAAAUUGGACCAUUAGAUCAAAAUGAUUUCAUUAUGGUUAAACAACAUGAUCAUCGAAAACCGGUACCAAAUCGAACAUUGUCCGAUCAACAACAAUCGACAACAACAACGACAAAUGCUGUUCUUGAAUCUGGAUCCGUUAUCGAAUUGGAAGAUCUACUUGAUGGUGUACAUGAUGCCGGGCCAAUUGGUGAAACAAUCAAAGACAUUGUCAAAGAUAUAUUCAUAAAAGAUGAUGAUGGCGAUACUGCUGCCAUCACCACUACAACAACAACAUCGCCAAUAAACGAUGGACAACGACAGCCAGAUACAACAACCAUUGCACCAUCAACAUCGCCAACAGCCAAAGCUACACCAUCUUUGAAUCGAUAUCCAAUGUAUUUGUCACCACCAUUGCAAAAAUCAUCCAAAUAUUAUGAUUCCUCACGGGAUAAUAAUGUCAUAUUCAGUACGCAAUCGGAUGAUACGAAUAAACCAACGGUCAGUACACGUUAUGUGACCAGCAUAGAGAAAUCCAUUCGAACAUUAACAUUAACUAGCACAAAGGUGUAUUAUACACGCGAUUCUCCACUUACAAUUACAUCCGUACUAACAACAACAUUACCACCAAUAACAUAUGUAUCAACUAUAAUUGGUUCGAAAACUAUUUUGGGCACAUACAAUUCGAUUACACCGACCAAAACAACAAUAAUGGAUAGUUCGACAACAACACAGACUGUAUCAAAUAUGCCGUCAAUCAACAUUGCAUCAUCACCAUCAUCAUCAACGACGACGGUCAGUUCGACAGUCAGUCCAUCAACUCGUCCACGUUUGCAUCGACCAAAAUUGGCCAACGAUAUGUUGAAUAAAGCUAAAGUGGCACCCAUUUUCAAUACAGGAGGUAAAACUAUAUCAAAAUCGAAUGGAAAUACACAACAACAACCUAAUCUAGUCCGUAAUAAUCACACAACAAAUGUAACGAUAACCGUAGAUCACCUACAACUAUGUGAUCCGGCUUGUAAUGUUACGAAUAAAGAAUAUUGUCGUGAAAGUGAUAUACCGAAUCUAUACACUUGUGAAUGUCGACCAGGAUAUGUACGACGACCAUCGGAUAAUCUUUGCCAAGAAAUCAAAAAUUAUUUGGUCACUGUACGCGUGUCGAAAACUGCUGAAUCUGAGGUGGCAUCGGCCACAUCAACAUCGGAUGGUGAACUACAAAAAUAUGCUCGAGUUGCUCGAAGACAAGUUGGCAAAGCAGAUGGCAUUGCCGGCAUACAAGUAUUAUCGGUUGAACAUACAACUCGUUCAAAAGGUGCAUUGGUUAAUCUAACCAUACAGAUCAAUCAUAAAAGUAAUAAUAAUGUACAUGAUGAAUUGGCGAAAAAAUUGGAACCACUUGGACGUGUAGAAAAGGUUAUAGAUUUUGAUGAAUGUUCAUCAUCCAUCCAUAACGAUUGUUCGCCGAGAGCUCGUUGCAUCAAUGAACCUGGCACUUAUAAUUGUCAAUGUCUCGAGCCAUUCAUCGAUCUUGAUCGUUCAAUGCCUGGUCGUUUGUGUGUGACCGAAAUUAAAUCAUGUGAUUAUUGUUAUGGUCGUGGUGAUUGUUGGCGAAACAAUUCCGAUACCGUUUGCCGUUGUCAUCCAAUGUUCAUCGGAAGACGAUGCGAGAUCAAUGGUUUGUUGCUGGCAAUAUUGGUACCAAUCGUAGCUAUUUUGGUCAUCAUCGCCAUAAUUUGUUUUUUCUAUUGUUCAAGAAAAUUACGACAAAGAAAUCGUCGCUUCAAAAAUCUAACAGCAUAUGGCCCGGUAGCCGUAAUUGGUGGUACACUUGAUCGUAAAGCAAUGUUAGAAACAUCAAGCGAAAGUAGUGAUCCACAACAACAACAACAUCAACAUCAACAUCAUCAUCAUCAUCUUCGAUCACAAUAUAUGAGCGAAUCAAAUCCAGCAUCGGCAAGAGGAUCGAUGGCACGUCGUGGAAAUAACAGCAACAACAAUAAUAAUAAUAAUCAAACAUCAACAACAUUACGGCGUGAAAGUGAACCGAGUCUUGAUCGUAGUUUAGCAUCAUAUAGUGCAACUGGUUCGCAUUAUAAUUCAUUACCACAUCAGAUUGUGAUUCCACGAGCGAGACCUACAUAUGCAUUACAUCCGGGACAGGUUUAUAUGUGGUGAUAAUAAUGAUAAUGAUAAUAAUACUUACCUGAUGGAUAUCAAUUAUUUCUUGAUCGACAUUUUUUUCAUUCAUUCAUUCGAACCAUUAAAUUAUUUUAAUUAUUUU